Molecule: messenger RNA, 1381 nt
Organism: Heteronotia binoei (common prickly gecko)
Lineage: Eukaryota; Metazoa; Chordata; Lepidosauria; Squamata; Gekkonidae
Gene: POPDC2
Product: popeye domain containing 2
Exons: 4
Coding region: 1-1083 (360 amino acids)
Cellular component (GO): sarcolemma
Molecular function (GO): cAMP binding
Source: RefSeq, a predicted model, not a curated record
AUGAGCGCCAACAGCAGCACUCUUCUGGACCGGAUCAUUUUCCACCCAACUUUGUGCGACUAUUGGAAGCUCUUUUCCGAAGGAGCAGCCUACCACCUGGCCGGCUGCAUCCUCCUCCUGGGAUUUAUGGGAGGCAGCGGCACCUUUGGGGCCAUUUACAUCUUUGGCUUCUUGGCCGCCGGGUUCCUCUGCAUGGCUCUCUGGGGGUGGCUGGAUGCGUGCGGGGUGGACAUCUUCACCUGGAACUUGCUCCUGGUGCUGAUCUGUGCGCUUCAGCUGGCGCACCUCAUCUACCAGCUCCGGAAGGACACGGUGUCCGAAGAGUUUGAGAAGCUCUACAAGCAAGUGUGCCAGCCCCUCCAGGUGCCCCUUCAAGUGUACAAGGAAAUAGUCAAGUGUUGCGAGGAGCGGGUGCUGCCCUUGGCCAGAGACCAGACCUACGCUGUGGAGGGCAAGACGGCCAUCGAUCGCCUGUCCCUUUUGCUGUCGGGCAGGAUCCGAGUAAGCCAGGAUGGGCAGUUUCUGCACUACGUCUUCCCCUAUCAGUUCCUGGAUUCUCCGGAGUGGGAAUCGCUGCGGCCGUCUGAAGAAGGAACGUUUCAGGUCACUCUGACAGCUGAGACAGACUGCAGCUUCAUCACCUGGCCACGGAGGCAGCUCUACUCGUUGCUGGCCAAAGAGCGUUACAUCGCCCGUCUCUUCUCCGUCCUCCUCGGCUACGACAUCUCCGAGAAGCUGUACGCCUUGAACGAAAAGCUUUUUGCCAAGUUCGGCCUUCGCUUCGACAUCCGUCUGCCCAGCCUCUACCAUGUCCUGGGGCCUGCCUCUUCAGAUGCUGAGGUGGAGCAAGAGCUGGCUGAGCCUGAGGAACCGCCCGUGCCCUUACGCCCGCCGACCUUUGUCCAGACAGCUCCCCCAGCCUCUCGCGCACCUCUUCCCACUGCCCCCCCGGCCCCUGUCAGGAUACCUCGGCCUGACAGUGACCUGUCUGGUGAGGACUCUACCAGUCUUGUACUGGAAGAUUUUGCUGAAAUGACAGGGUCCUUUAUGGACUAUGUGAGCGAAGGGGAGUAUAUGAAGUGAGGGCACUUCUAACAUGGGCACACGACACCCUGUGUAAGUAAGUAACCUCUGGAAGCCUCCCGAGAAAUAAUCGCCAGGCCCUCGCAAAAGGGCGAGCCCCGCUGGCUCCCACUCAGACCCCAGAACUCUAGGGAGAAACCAUUUGGGACUGCAAAGGCCGCCCCCGCAUGACCAAUCACCCAUGUCUGAUCUGAACAGUGUUCAUUAUUUGUGUGUCAGUGUGUGUACUUCACAGACACCUGCAUUACACUCUCGAAGCACCUGCAUGAGACUGGCGUGUGUUGGUAGGACACCUUCC